UUUGCAAGGAGCAGUGCACCUCACGUCUUCCUCCUGAUGGUGGCCAUUUCUCUUCUCUUCCUGUGGUUUUUCAUCUUCCUUUUCCACUGCUCUGCUUUUCCUCCGUCUGGAGAUUGCGGCUCCGGUGACCCCCUCUGCAGCUCUAGUUCAAGCUCAAGCUCAAAUGGGCGAUGAAGACUUCGCAAAGAAAGGGAAGGCCCCAGAUUUGUCCUCUGAAGUUCUGCCCCUUGAGAUGUUUUACGAGAUUCUGCCAAGACUCCCUCUCCGGACUCUCAUGAAAUUCAAGUCUGUUUGCAGACAAUGGAACUCCACCAUCCGAGAACAGCUGCUCGCUCAUGAAUUCUUGGCCCACCAUGCCCGUGAUCAACGCAGCCCCACAGCUCUCAUCUCCUUCACCGAGAGAAACUUCAAUGGAUGUUUAUUCUUCAGCUUGGACCUCGAGACGGGAGAUGUAAGGCCUAUUCACAAUCUAAAUGAGCCUCCUUUCACGAGAGCAACCAUCUCCGAGACGCUCAAUGGCUUGAUCUGCUUUGAGCUCGAUGAUCUCACGUAUCUUUGCAACCUCAGCACUGGAGAGUUGGCCUCCCUCCCAGCAGCCCGUCCCUGCUUCUCCGUGUGCUCAAGCACUUGUAUGCCCAGUUUCAGCUCCUUGGGAUUCGAUCCUGAGAAAAGAGAAUACAAAAUCAUGAGAACCUGGGCAUCAAUGAUAAUGGAUGAGUUUGGCAAAAUCAAGACCUGCCACAAGAUUUUGAAGCUGGGAACCGGAAUUUGGAACAACAUGGAGUCAGGUCUCAUCGACUUUCAGCUGGGCGGAAGCGUUUUCCUGAAUGGUGCCAUACACUAUUUAACAUUGGACUUGUUUGGCAAAAAGAUUGUCAUAGCUUUCGAUGUCGGGCAGGAGAAGUUCCGUGAGAUGUCCCUUCCUAAUGCAGCUGCCUCCUCGGGGGACAGAUCGAAGCUUGUCAUAUUUAAAGGCCAUUUGGCUCUGCUAGGCUCCGAGCAUCUCGAAGAUGAGGACUCAAUCAUCGUCUACAAGCUCAACGACUACGAGAAUCAGCUGUGGGAGGAGCAACGGAUAGUGCUGCCACCGAACUGGAGAGAAGCUCGAGAGAACUAUCAAACCUUCCACGUGACAACCGUCAGUACAGGGGAGCUCCUGCUGAUGCCCAAGGUUAUGUGGGAGCAGCUGUUCGUCCUUCUUUACAAUCCGGAAACUAGUAGCUUGAAGAGGCUCGAGAUCCUUGGGCUUCCAGAGUCGCAGCUGAGCAGGCCCUUCGUCAUCGAACGUGCUCCGAUAGAGUAUAUAGAGAGCAUCUUAUCCAUUUCAGGAACUAACGAGCAGUGAAGCAGAGUUGCUUGUUCAUAUGCAUUUUCUCACAUAUGAAAAACAAAUUAAUGACUUAUAAAAAAAAAGAAAUAACAAAUACUACAAAACAA
Messenger RNA from Punica granatum (pomegranate), 1437 nucleotides. NCBI's taxonomy places the organism in Eukaryota, Viridiplantae, Streptophyta, Magnoliopsida, Myrtales, Lythraceae. The record is from RefSeq and is a predicted model, not a curated record.